GCACAUGCUCCCCAAAGCUAUUCAAAGCAUUAGAAAUAUAACUCCUCCCUCCGGUGCCCCGUGUAUGUGCAUGGCUGGGGCUUUCUGCUUCGCCUCACUCCCAUCUGAUCGCAGGGCUGACAGUCACGACUCUGCUCUACACCUCCAGGCUUCACACAGAGGAGAGGAGGAUCGGGGAAAGGAGAGAAGCAGGCACACUACUGCCCUAUGGAGCCAUCAAUAACUUGCUCCCCUCGCAGCAGAAUUGCAUAGAGGAGGGGAGGGAGGGGAAGGAGGAGGAGGAUAAGGGAAAAAAGAAAAUCCAGAGAAUUCUGCUCUUGCAAAUGUAGUGAAACUGAGUGGUUGGAGUUCAUUUGCUCAAGAAGAGCAGAGAAGAAAGAGGACAUUAAAUGAAAAAAAAAGCAAGAAACGUCUGUAGCCCUUUUUCCUGAUAGUCGCAGUGUUUUAGAGGUAAAAUGAUUCCUCCGAGCAGCAUGACUGAAGUCAGCGUGGAUAGCAUGGACAAAGAGAAGGAAGUGGAGAGCACAGAGCAGCCCCCCUCUCCAGCAUCAACCACCAGCCAGGAAUCAAAGCUGCAGAAGCUGAAACGUUCGCUCUCCUUCAAGACCAAAAGCUUGCGGAGUAAAAGUGCAGACAAUUUCUUCCAGAGGACUAACAGUGAUGUGAAACUGCAAGUGGACUUGAUGCCUGAGGUGAGCACGAGCACAGGGCAGCUCCCCAGCUCAGACAGCCAGGCAUCCUCCCCCGCCAGAGCCCAGCAGCUGCCAGAAAACAAGGCUCACAUCUUCCAGGAGCACAUCUUCAAAAAACCCACCUUCUGUGAUGUCUGCAACCACAUGAUUGUUGGGACAAACGCUAAACAUGGACUGCGCUGUAAAGCUUGUAAGAUGAGCAUCCACCACAAGUGUGCAGACAGUAUUGGACAACAGCGUUGCAUGGGCAAGCUGCCAAAGGGAUUUCGACGGUACUACAGCUCACCACUACUCAUUCAUGAACAGUUUGGCUGCAUCAAAGAAGUGAUGCCUAUUGCCUGUGGCAAUAAAGUUGAUCCUGUGUACGAAACUCUCCGCUUUGGGACUUCCUUGGCUCAGAAAACUAAGAAGGGCAGUUCUGGCAGUGGGUCUGACUCUCCCAACAGGAAUUCUACAGCUGACCUGGCAGAAGUUCCUGAGGAAGCCGACAGCAGCCUUGACAUAAGCAGGAAACGCAGCAACAGUGUGUUUACAUAUUCUGAAAAUGGCACAGAACACUUUGGAGAAGAACCAAAAAAUAUACAUUCCCCGGGACCAUUUUAUAAAAGCACGCUACAAAUGAACACUUAUGUUGCCUUGUACAAAUUUGUACCACAAGAAAAUGAAGACUUAGAGAUGAGGCCAGGGGAUAUGAUCACUCUUCUGGAAGACUCCAAUGAAGACUGGUGGAAGGGAAAAAUUGAUGACAGAACUGGAUUUUUUCCUGCUAACUUUGUUCAGAGAGUGCAACAUGAUGAGAAGAUUUACAGGUGUAUCAGGACAUUCAUUGGCUGCAAGGAGCAGGGACAGAUAACUCUGAAAGAGAACCAGAAACAGAAAAAAAUGGAUGAAAGAAUGGGAAGUAACUUUAUAAUACUAGAUCCCAAUUUGCGUGACUUCGGAAAAGGAACACGACGGCUUUAUCAAAGUAUACAGUGGGAAGAAGAAAGGUUUUGUCCCCAUAGACAUCUUAGAAAACAUCUGAUUUCAACAGCCCACUUGCUGCAGCAGGAACUCUUUGUUGGCAAUGCCUGUCUGCCUCAUCUCACACUGUGUCAACCCAGAUGGGCUGUCUUGCAGAUGUUCAGGGAAAUUGUGAGAAAACUGCAACUACAAGAAGAAAAAGACAUUUAGACUGCCACAGCAACACUAAGAAAUAAGAAAAGUGGAAUGAUUGGAAGAAAACAUAGUCAGAAAACAGCAGGAAAAUUAGAGGUCCUUGGAAACUAACAGGAAUAUGGUAAGAAAAGGAUUUCUGAUUUCUAGUGCAAGAUGGCUGUUAUGACCCUUAUGGAGACAGACAGCUGCUCUGAACAACUAAACUCGUGUCCUGUUCUUGUGUCAUAGGUAACUGUUGGGCAGCUUACCUUUUUGAGGUGUGUAUUUGGGGGGAGGGGGAAAAAUACCAUUCAAACUGUCCUCAUACUUCGGUCCAAUGCUUGUAAUAAAGUGUGGCUGUGGUUCUACAGUUUUGUCCCCAGUAUCAACCAAUCAGUUUAAGCGUUUAAUCCUGAUUUUUGUCUCAUAACAAAGCAGUUUGGAGUCACCAUGUUAACGUCAGACCAAGAAAUGCACUGUGCCCUGGGGUUCGGCAGCUUACUCUUUCUGUGCCAUCUUACCACACAAAACAGUAGCAACCCUUGUGUAUCCUUUUUUUUCUCUGUAUACAAACAAAAUCUCUCAGCCUGCAUCAGGUGUGAUGACUGCUCUCAUAGGUCACAAAAAUAGCCGGUCAUCCAAUUCAGAAGCCUGCUUGGAAGUGUCUCUCCAUGUUUCCUGAACCUUUAUCUGGUAAGACAGAAAAUGGGAAAAAAAUGCCAGGAGAGAGACACAGUCUUGAAAUGUUUUAUAUUUUUCUGUGUUUAUUGCACUUAAAAUAUUUUAUAUAUUAAUCUUAUUUGUAAAAAAUCAGACAGCUAACUGACCCACUGGAAGACCAAAAAUGGUAGGAAAGGACAGACUGCACAUAGAAGUGAAGUCCGUAAUUACCAAAAUGCAAAACUCAUGACAGAAAGGCACAGAGUGUCUUAGCAUUUUCUUUACCCAUCAAGGCCAUAUUUUUCAUUUGCUAAAACAGAAGUUUUGUGGAUUCAGCAGUAAAUACACUGACAUAAAUUCCACUUUGGCAUAAACCACCGGAAGCCUCCCAUAAAUCCUUUCAGUCUCAGUGAGACAGUGCAGCCAGGUCUGGUCUGCUGCAUAAGCCUCCACCUUCAAAUAUGUUUUGGGCAUAUGAACAUUUUGGUACCCAGAGGGCAGCCCAUGGGAUCCAUGGAUCUUGGCCAAAUUACACAGGUCAGCCGGUGCCAAUCCUGUUGUAGAUCAGGGGCCUUCUGAUCUUUCAAGACAGGGAACCUAAUUUAAUUGUACCAAAUAUAUUUAAACUGCCUAGCAUGUAUUAUGACAUAGACAUUAAAUCCAAUCCCAAAGCUCCCUGCUGAAUUCAUGCCUUAUUUGACCAGUUUGAUACUGAAUGCCAGUCUUUAACACUACUGUAAUUGGCCCAUAAUGAAUGCCCUAAAUGCCAAUACUGCAGAAAGAAAUCCAGAUGCUGCCAGGUUUGUAAAAGCCUUUUUGCAAAGUUGACACAAUUUCUAAAAAGAUGCUGUCAGUCUGCUUCCAGUUUGAAUCUGUGUUGCACAGCUCAAGUCUCAUAGUUGGGUUGCCCUAGUUGGACAGCUGAUCUUAUGCAAAGCCUUAAGAAAUCCAGUGCAAUGCUACACAUGACCAGAAGCUCACAUGGUAGAUCAAGCUGCAGUCACUCAGAGACAUAUUUUGCAGCUCUUACAUGUCACUUAAUUGCAGAGGAAGGAGUUACAGGGCUGUUUACUGUUGAAACGUUGUCUUUUGUAGUGCAAAUGGUCUACUCUGAUAAUUCAUGUCCUUCUGGGUGAUCAAAAGUAUCUGAUUUCGUAUCGUCUGUGAGAAUAUCAGCAAUUUAUAAAUGGCUUUUCUUCAGUGCAAACAAUGAAUGUUUGCUCAGCUCAUUUUCCAAAGUACCAGUAAACUCAGUGGGAGGACAGAGGAUUCUGAUAAGCCUUAAAGAUCAAGAGGAAAGCAGUAGAGACAUGUUAAUCCACUCUGCUUUAUAAGAUUUUAUAUAUACAUAUAUAUAUAUAUUCACUAGUUCAAAGGAAAAAAAAUCAAGUAUUUGUUAGAAUUGAAAUAUCUGCUAUUUUUGAUCAGGCCUAUAAAGUAGGCAAAGGAAAUCUGUAUUAACUUAUACAUAUGUGCUAUUGUUUACAUGAUUGCAUCAUACUGUGAGUCCCUAUUUGAGUCUUCUAUCAUUUCAAUUUAUCCCUACAAUGUUCAUCAUACUAUUCUAAGAAUGAUACGAGUAUUACCUACAACUCACAAUGGCCUUUAAUUAAUGUCAGUUCGAUUCCUUUUGAUACUGAGCAAUAAGUAAUAAAGUGAUUGAGUAAAACAAAACAAACCUUAUGUGGACUGUAUUACAUCUGAGCAAGCAUUGAUUCAGAACCAAAGCUUUCAUGGUUAUCUUUUCUUUGUAUAUUUUGUUUUUUCUUUUUACUGAGUUUUUGUUGCUGUUUGAUAUGGAGACAUAAUUUAUGCCUAAUUUAGCAAGAAACACAUACAUGAGUCUUACUUUAAGCAUGUGAUUCAUUGGUUAUUUUUAUGCUUAAAGUUGAAGCACUUUGAUGAAUUAAAGGCAUUUUCCUCAAGUUAAUUUUGGAUGCCUUACUCUGAAUCCAGAAGAGUAUCACAUUCUUUUUUUCCUACCAUAUGCAGUUUGCAAUAGAUACUGAAUUAGCAAGCACUUAAAAGUCAGACAGAAGAUGGAAUGGACUUUAUAUGACAUUUGCUCAGAAAAUUUGAACUUUAGGAGAUGAAUGCUGUUAACAUUUAAUUUAAUAUUCUGCUUAAUAAAGAAUACUCAAUGGUUGGAAGGAGAAUAGAA
Messenger RNA from Anas platyrhynchos (mallard), 4650 nucleotides. It is a transcript of the gene STAC, whose product is annotated as SH3 and cysteine rich domain. The record is from RefSeq and is a predicted model, not a curated record. NCBI's taxonomy places the organism in Eukaryota, Metazoa, Chordata, Aves, Anseriformes, Anatidae. Gene Ontology annotation, molecular function: transmembrane transporter binding. Gene Ontology annotation, biological process: positive regulation of protein localization to plasma membrane; skeletal muscle contraction; positive regulation of voltage-gated calcium channel activity.